This is a messenger RNA of Lytechinus pictus (painted urchin), 3005 nucleotides long. RefSeq names its product probable thioredoxin-2. Gene Ontology annotation, cellular component: cytoplasm. The record is from RefSeq and is a predicted model, not a curated record. Lineage: Eukaryota; Metazoa; Echinodermata; Echinoidea; Temnopleuroida; Toxopneustidae. The coding region runs from base 639 to 1169 and encodes 176 amino acids. Gene Ontology annotation, molecular function: protein-disulfide reductase activity. The transcript has 4 exons.
AGACACGAAAUCAAUCAGGUGGGGCAAUGGUUGAGUUCUGCCAACAUGGUACGGCAGUCUAUACUCGCCUUUUAUCUUGUAAUUCUCCUUGCGCAUCUACAUCAGGAUUCAAAUAUUUUUCAUUCGAAUCAUUUUUCUUUUUUCCCUUUGGGUCUUGUUGCUUUUUGGAGCUCACUUUCCGCUUUUCAGCAGGCAUUAUUGACUUCUGUCUUAGUUUAGUUCCCCUGGCUUGGCUUAGGCUUUUCCACUGCUCUUUCGAGCUAGCUAGCUGUCGAGAUGAGACGUGUGAUCUAGCUAGGCACUGCACUGAUAUGAUAAGCAUGAUCAAAUUCAAAUAUCGAAUACACGUGUACGUAUGUACUACAUUUAUGGACUGGUACUUUACGUAAAUAUAGACUGGAUUUAAGUCUAUACAGUUACCUAUAUUGCAUAAUCACUAGCUAGCCUCAGUGUGGCUGUGGUCAAUGUGAGUUGGAUCUGAGACUGAGAAAGAUUUGCUUUCAAAAACUUCUUCUAAACAUCUUUUUCUAGAUCUAGACUAAAAUUAAUCUUCGAAUUAGUCUUUGGACUGGGCUCUCAGUGAAAUAUUAGAAGAACAACCAGAACUAGGAACUUAAUAAUAAAGGACAAUUUGAAGAAUGGCAGCGAGACUGUUCCUGAACAGAGGGCUAGUAAUGAGACCAACAGCUUGGACCUUUGCAAGAAAGGCUUCUCAGGGACCAGGACCAAUGAUACUUGGUCUCAAACCUGCAUCAAUAGCACCCACUGUACAGAGGUCGAGAUUUCCUCAGAUUCUUGUCAAUUCCUCAGCGCCAUUUCACAACAGCAGCCGUCUACUUGAUGAGAAUAACUUCAUCAUCCAAGAUAGGGAUGACUUCCAGAAGAAGGUUCUUGAGAGUGAAUCUGUGGUCAUUGUCGACUUCCAUGCAGAAUGGUGCAACCCCUGCAAGGCUCUUGCUCCAGUCCUUGACACAGUCCUGCAGAACACCAAGGGUCAGGUCAAGCUUGCCAAGGUCGACAUUGAUGAACUCCAAGACCUCGCCAUUGGCUUUGGAGUGGACUCCGUCCCCACAGUGAUGGCCUUUAAGGGGGGUCAGAAGGUGUCUAAGUUCAUUGGAUAUCAGAGCCAGGACAAGGUGGAGGCUUUUGUAGAAAAACUACUCACAUGAGAAAGGACAUCCAUUGAGACUGGCUUUCAUGAACUGGUAAAAUUCUCUUUGACAAUUGAAGAAGAGACAAUUAUCUUGACUUAUACUAUUAUAGGUGAUUUUGCAAGAUUGUGAUGGGAAAGUUAUAAUUUUUCCAAAGAGCGGAUUAUGAACAUUAGUCAAAUUUGAUUCAGGGUUCUGUAUACUCAGUAUUUAUAGAUUAUAAAAUGAAGACUAUUCUUGAAAAUUAAAGAAAUUACUGACAAAUAUUUGAAAAAGACAAGCUCAAGAGAUGAUCUGAACUAUUUUUUAUCAAAGUAGAUAUUCAAGAGUUAGAUGUGUACAAAGUUCAUGGUGUUAUGUCAUCUGGAAAUAAGACAAAAUGGGUUUACACCAAGUAGUUAUAAACUUUACCAGCUUUCCAUUGUGAAUGGCCCUAUUCUUAUCUUAACCCUAAAAAAUGUAUAUUCAUGUUUGCCAAAAUUUGGAUACAAAAUAUUUCAUGUGGAAUUUCAAUAAAAACAUUGCUUUAAUUGAUGCUCUGCUUAUAGUUUUACUGAUUAAAACAACAAAUUGCAUGCUGUCUAUAUGACACAUGUGUAGCUGACAAAUUUUAAAGACAAAAUGUUGGAUAAAAAAAAUUAAAAUGAUUGAAAGAUAAUGUGAAAUUGAUUUUUUACAUGGUAAUUUCUUAAGUGGAUUUGGUAACUAAUACAAAAGGGAAUUUCUACACCAAAAGUAGACAUAUUUUGAUCUCAUUGGUUCAGAGCAAAAAAAAUAUGUUUCCAUGCAUAAUUUAUAAAUAAGUAACUAGUAGCAUCAUCAAUGAAGUGGCAUAAUCGUGCAAAAUAAAAUUUAAAAAAUGUUGAUUACAUGUAUGUGACAGGCAUCAUGCAUACAGAUUUGUGUCUCAGUUGACAGCUGAGAUGGAAGCCUGGGACAGAGUCAAAUUGAGAUGAAAGGUCCCAAUUAGUUUUAUAACAGAUCUGGAGUCCGUGAUUUGUAACAGAUUUUUUCCUUUAUUUACUUUGUGGAUGAGACUAACCUUGCACAAAACUCGUAUGCAGUCAGUGUGCUGAUGCCAUUGAACAGAACAUGUAUCUUUAUUAUUACAAUUUAUAUGACACCUAGAUAGAUCCUUGUGAUUUGAUUGGUUGUUCAAUAUCGUUCAUUCAGCCCAUUUUGCAAUGACGUCAUCAACCGUGCAAUUUUGGAUCCAGACGGUUUUGUCCAUUGCAUGCGCGCACCGAGACUGCUGCAGGCACCAGCAGUGCGCAUGUUGUAAUGACGUAACAAUCAACAGACCUGACGGACCGAACUCGCACUGCAUGAGCAUGUUUUUUUUUUUAGGUGUCAUGUAAACCAAAUAAUGAAUUUUUUUCAUUUUUGCAAUGGACAGAAUACUUCAUUCGGUGAAAGAUGAAAUAAUGAUCCAUUGAACUCAGCUACACCUCUUUGAAUGGAUCAUUUCAUCUUUUACCUCAUGAAGUAUUCUGUCCAUUGCACUCAUAAACAUUCAUUAUUUGUAUACAAGUGGAUUUGAAAAAAAAAUCAAAAUUCCUUUGAUUCAGUGCCAGUGUAAUUUACCAUCUACUUCAGAUGGAUCAUAUAUAUAGUGUUGAAUAUGUUGAAGUGGGACUUUUACUGUUUCAUGAGCAAUGACUAUUUACCAGUGAUAUUUCCAGAAAUUUCUUUUUUUUUCAGUCCGACAUGUCCAGUUCUGUUGUUAAAUUUUAUGGUAAAUAGACUCAAUUUUGUUUGAAGAAAAUCUCUAUCACUUGCCCUACACAUAACCUGUAUGAGAAUCUGCUUCAAGCAAAUGCUAGAUAAUGAUUAAAAUCUAUUCACUAUUUUAUA